AUGUUGAAUGUGUUUGGACGAAAUAUCUCCACGGUAUCAGAUGAAGACUGGCCUCGACACAAAAAAGUCACAGGUCCACCUUUCAGCAAUGAGCAAACCAACAACCUAGUAUGGCAAGAAGCGCUUCGACAAACUCAAGAAAUGAUGCAUUAUUGGAUUGACCAGGGGAAGUUGGCCCUACGAACUACCGCCGAGGAUACCAAAACUUUUUCACUAAACAUCCUCAAAAGUGCUGGGCUUGGUAAAUCAUAUCCUUUCAAACCUUCAUCAAACAUAGAUAAUGAUCCAAGUCAUACAAUGAGUUACAAAGAAUCAUUAAGCUUGAUCGUCGGAAACGCGAUUCCAAUCCUGAUAAUUGGACCCAACUUUCUCUUAAAAUGGAAAUGGUAUCUUCCCAAAUCAUUGCAGAAGAUCGCUCAAGCUACCGCCGAAUUCCAGGCAUAUAUGAAAGAUAUGGUACAAGAAGAGCGAGAAUUAAUCGCCAAAGGCAAACAGUCUAAGUCUAAUUUGAUGACAUCUCUAAUCCGAGCCUCGCAAUACAGCUCCGAGUUUAAGACUGACGAUAUGGGUCAUGAUACGAUAUCCCAUACACUUUGCUAUGCUCUGAAUCUCCUUGCUGCCCAUCCUACUGUGCAGGAUUGGAUUUCUGAAGAAGUGAAUGCGGUAUUCUUGGAUUCGGAUGCUUCCACUUGGGAUUAUGCAGACUCUUUUCCUAAACUGAAACGUUGUAUGGCCGUCAUGCUAGAGACACUCCGUCUUUACCACCCUUUUGUUACAUUUACGAAAUCAACAGGAAAUUUUCCAAGAACCGUCACAUAUGAUUCUAAAGAACUCAAUCUACCACCAAACACAAUGAUCUUGCCUAACCUCUUGGGUAUACAAGCCCAUCCCCGCUACUGGGGACCAGGUCGACUCCUCUGGCCUCCAUCUCGUUGGAUCAUCUCAUCCUCAAACCAAAAUGGUGAAUUGACAGAAGAACUUUGGACACCGCCUAAGGGUUCAUACAUGCCGUGGUCCGAAGGGCCUCGAGGAUGUCCGGGUAAGAAAUUUGGCCAGGUAGAAUUUGUGGCCGCGAUGGCGGGACUAUUUCAUAGGUAUGGGGUAGAGAUUGUGAAAGAAGGCGGGGAGAAUCAGGAAGAAGCUGAGAAGAGAGUUAAGGCGUUUGUGGAUGAUAGUGCUAUGGUACUUUUGCUACAGAUGAUGAAUCCUGAGAAGGCUGGUUUGAGAUGGGUUAAAAAGGGAUGA
This is a messenger RNA of Botrytis deweyae, 1245 nucleotides long. RefSeq lists its product as uncharacterized. NCBI's taxonomy places the organism in Eukaryota, Fungi, Ascomycota, Leotiomycetes, Helotiales, Sclerotiniaceae. Bases 1 to 1245 code for a protein of 414 amino acids. Gene Ontology annotation, molecular function: monooxygenase activity; oxidoreductase activity, acting on paired donors, with incorporation or reduction of molecular oxygen; iron ion binding. The record is from RefSeq and is a predicted model, not a curated record. The transcript is spliced from 4 exons.